This is a messenger RNA of Pollicipes pollicipes, 477 nucleotides long. RefSeq lists its product as uncharacterized. The transcript is spliced from 4 exons. Gene Ontology annotation, molecular function: protein binding. The record is from RefSeq and is a predicted model, not a curated record. The coding region runs from base 1 to 477 and encodes 158 amino acids. Lineage: Eukaryota; Metazoa; Arthropoda; Thecostraca; Pollicipedomorpha; Pollicipedidae.
AUGAACAAGACUGGGAAAACUGGGGAGUCUGUUGACUAUGAGAAUGAGUUAUGGUCAGUCAAUCCCCAGGAGCAAGUAGACUUCAGAGCCAGUGUGGCCCGGCUGCAGGCUGAGGAGGCUGCCUGCCGCCACCAGCUGGCCAGCUGCUCGGACGCUGGUCGGCGUGCACUCUUGCUCAACCGGCUGGGCCAGCUGCUCUAUGGCCAGGUGCGGUUUGACGAGGCGUCGGCGGCUUACACGGAGGCGCUGAGUGAGGACCCGCACCUCGCGGCGGCCGCACACAAUCGGGCCACCAUCAGCUACAGGAUGGGGUACCUUGCCGAGGCGGAGCGGGACCUGCUGGCGGCUCAGCGGCUGCAGCCGGACAACGUCGAGGUGGCCACCGGCCUGGCGGAGGUGCGCCGCCUGCUGGUCGCCGGCGGAUCGGCCGGCCGGCGCGACCGCAGCGCGCGGGGGCCGGUCGCCGUGGAGGACUAA